GUCGAAUCAGUGAACUAGGAGUCGACUCAGUGUGAGAAGCGGGUAGGGGGGUGGUCAUAAGGUGAGAAGAGCGGCGUGUGAUAUAAAGAAGGGACAAUUCAACCAGCAUCACAUCCCAAAUUUAUUUUCGGUCCAGUUCUGCAAGCCCAACUCUGCUGGGAAGCAUGGAGAGGAAAAGGUGGGAGUGCUCGGCUCUCCCAAAUGGUUGGAAAAGGGAAGAAGUGACCAGAAAGUCGGGCUUGUCCGCGGGGAAAAGCGAUGUCUAUUAUUUUAGUCCCACAGGAAAGAAGUUUCGGAGUAAGCCCCAACUGGCCCGUUAUCUCGGCAACUCCAUGGACCUGAGCUCCUUCGACUUCCGUACUGGCAAAAUGAUCAUGAGUAAACUGAACAAGAGCAGACAACGCCUACGCUACGAGCACAGCAGUCAGAACAAGGGUAAGCCUGAUUUAAACACCUCUCUACCGGUGCGACAGACCGCGUCCAUCUUCAAGCAACCUGUUACAAAAGUCACAAACCAUCCGAACAACAAAGUGAAGACAGACCCGCAAAAAGCUGUUGAUCAGCCAAGACAGCUCUUCUGGGAGAAGAAGCUAAGUGGACUGAAUGUGUAUGACAUAGCUGAGGAGUUGAUGAAGACUAUGGAUCUUCCCAAAGGUCUUCAAGUGUCCUCCACUGUAGGGGUCGGCCCAGGCUACUCAGAUAAAACGCUGUUGUCUGCCAUCGCCAGCGCCUUGCACACCAGCAGCGCCCCCAUCACAGGCCAGCUCUCUGCUGCUGUGGAGAAAAACCCCGGAGUCUGGCUCAACAGCACGCAGCCCCUCUGCAAGGCUUUUAUGGUGACCGAUGAGGACAUCAGGAAGCAGGAGGACCUGGUGUACAACGUGAGGAAGAGGCUGGAGGACGCUCUCAUGGCUGACAUGCUGGCUCAAGUAGAAGAGACCGCCAGCGACACAAAGUCGGUGAAGGAGGAGACCAAUGGCAGUGAUGAAAUGGAGACACUAUAGCCACGAUUGCAGUAAUGUUCUCCUGCGCUGACCUACAGGAUAUUAACCAGGACAUAAAAGCUCAUGCUGUCUCUUGAUGGAAAAGUAACACUUCCUACUUUUUGCAGUGACCCUCCAAUGAUGAACUGUGAAACUUUCUUUCUCACAGGCAGUUUCUAGGAACUUUUCACCUUUUGUAAUUUUAUUUAAAAAAAAAAAGGUUUUGGUUUGUUUUAAAUCUGUCCAAGUUGAUGUCUUGCCAUACUCCAACUACAUGUUCUCACAAGCACAGAGUAUGCGUUAAGUGCUAUCUGCAACGCGUCACGUGACCUCAUGAUGAGAGCUUUUUGGUUAGACUAUGCUAGAUAGGAAGUUUAUGCAACCCUGGGUUCUUGUCAAGUGAAUUGUCAACCUUGUGAUACGAUUAUACUCAUCAAGGGGGUUAUGAACUCAAUAACGGUUAGGACGAAACGUAAAAUAUAGGCGUACAGAUAGAACCACUCCCUGUCAAUUAACUCUGAAAUUGGUUGACAUCCCUGGAACUAAUCUUUUCAUUAUUGGUGCUUUUCUUUUCCGUUCUGCAGGUCAUUACUACGUUGUGUGUCGUUCUUCUUGUCAGUGAGUUUUAACGGCUUACAGUUAUACAGUUAAUAUACAGUAACUACAGUAAUAUAAGAAAUGGUGGCUCUAAAUUUUUUAAACACUUAGUGUUAAACAUAUUCCCCUUAAAGUGCCAGACAGUGACGUGUUAAAACUCUAAAAUUAUUCAUGCGCAAAGGGCUUCAGGUGACUCCAGAUCAAGACUGUUAAUAAGGUAGUUCUUGUCCACAUUGCACUUAUAAUAACUACCAGGAAGAUAUUUCAUUUCGAAGAUCAUUUUUAGUGUACAGUCCUCUCUGCUUUUAUGAUUAUAACCAAAAAUGGUUCUGAACACCGUUUAAAAGGCAUUGCUUUCCAACACAUGACAUUUCUUCUCAAUUAUCAGGCUUUCUAUUUUGUAAAAUUGGGGCUAAAUGUCCAACAGGUUGUUGGUGGACAUUUUAUUAUUGCUGUGUAAAGAAAGUGUGUAUACUAAAACCAACCUGUUAUUUGGUGCUGCUUAUUCAAUAGGUCAUUUGUUUUCCACAAAUAUAGUGCUUUUUUUUUUUCUUUUUUUUUUGGGAACCACAAAUUAAGUUUGUACAAAAAGCUAUGACUAGCAUUGCCAAAAGCUCAGGGCAGAUGUGGUGAGUCCGUUUAGAAUUACGGACGUUUAGUCAUCAUUAGACAAACAGAAAAUGAAAUGUUACUAUGCUAAAUAGAAUGCUGCUUAGCCACAAAAGGCAAGAGAGACGAAAGGUUGAAAAUGGGUACUGCUUCGUUGACCAACUGUUAUGAAAUCCAAUUCAUGAAUGAUGAUUAAUUCCCCUCGUCCAUGUCGAUGUCACAGUUUUCAGCUGGAAAUCUGAUUAAGGAAGGACUGUUUUGUUGACUUUUUAUCAGUGGCCCAUAUUCACGUUUUAUAUGUACACUUUUUUUUGUGUGUGUGUGUUUGUUUUUUUUUUUUUUUUUUUUUUUUUUUUUUGGAAUACAAUUAUUUUACAUAUAAGCUGUUUGAUGCUGUCAAAGCUAAAUUAAAUUAGAUUUUGUAUUUUAUAAAGCUAGUUAUUUUGUCUGAUUGGGGUUUCACUUUUAAUAAAUGAAACUUUAUGCAGUCUUGGGUGCUUAAAAUGAUUUGUUUGAAAUGGGCUUAAUUUUGUACAUUUUGAGUAAUAAAAUGAAUCUUUUGAUCAAAUUAACUGUGGUUUGUGAUUGGUUUCAGGUAGAAAUGUCGUUAAUAUUGAAAUCUAGAAAUGUAAAAGAAAGAUGGAAGAUGAAAUAAUGUGCAAAAAUAUUGGAGUGAAGGUGUUAUGGUCUUGUCUCUAAAAAUUGCACUUGGAGAGGAAUGUAUUGAGAUCCAAGCUACAAUGAUGUGUGGCCUGUAAUUUUCUCAGUACUUCUGUUUAUUCUCUAAAUGGUCUGCACUUACAGCGGUUUUAUCCAAAGCACUUUACACUGUGUCUCAUUCACCCAUUCACACACACACCAGUGGUAGCAGAGCUGCCAUGCAAGGUGCUAACUUGCCAUCGGGAGCAACUUGGGGUUCAGUGUCUUGCCCAAGAACACUUGGGUAUGUGGAGUCGUGGGCCGGGAAUCGAACCGCUAAUGUUACGAUUAGUGGACAACCCGCUCAACCACCUGAGCCACAGCCGCUUAGAGAAUUGAUCUUGUUAGAGUUUCAAAAUUGUGUCCCAGAAUAUUGCCCAACUGUUCUCUUAUGAGAAUAGAAUAAAAUUGUACAAGUACAAUGAAAUAUUUGGCCAUAUUUUGUCUGAAAUAUCAGUUGAAAUUCCAGUUGCUCAAUUUAACAACUGUAAUGUCAGUUACUCGAUAUACAACCCCAAUUCCAAAAAAGUUGGGAUGGUGUGUGAAAUGUAAAUAACAGAAUGCAAUGAUUUGCAAAUCUCAUCAACCCAUAUGUUAUUCACAAUUUUUUUUUUUUUUUUUUUUUACCAUUUUAAUAUUUAUUUAUUUAUUUAUUUGAUGGUUGCAACACGUCUCAAAAAAGUUGAGACAGGGGCAACAAAAGGCUGGAAAAGUAAGUGUUACUAAAAAGAAACAGCUGGAGGAAUAUUUUGCAACUAAUUAGGUUAAUUGGCAACAGGUCAGUAACAUGAUUGGGUAUAAAAUGAGUAUCUUUUAUACCCAAGUAUCUUAGAGAGAUCUUUACUUCUUUCAGAAGUAAAGAUGGGAUGGAAUCUGGAUGGAAGCAUAUGUUGCUCUAAAACCUGUAUAUACUUUUCAGCAUUGAUGGGGUCUUUCCAGAUGUGUAAGCUGGCCAUUCCAUAGGCACUAAUGCACCACCAUACCAUUAGAGA
Molecule: messenger RNA, 3880 nt
Organism: Ictalurus furcatus (blue catfish)
Lineage: Eukaryota; Metazoa; Chordata; Actinopteri; Siluriformes; Ictaluridae
Gene: mbd3a
Product: methyl-CpG binding domain protein 3a
Exons: 7
Coding region: 165-1004 (279 amino acids)
Molecular function (GO): DNA binding
Source: RefSeq, a predicted model, not a curated record